Carlito syrichta (Philippine tarsier) is the source of this 2304-nucleotide messenger RNA. RefSeq names its product membrane associated ring-CH-type finger 4 (gene MARCHF4). NCBI's taxonomy places the organism in Eukaryota, Metazoa, Chordata, Mammalia, Primates, Tarsiidae. The record is from RefSeq and is a predicted model, not a curated record. Gene Ontology annotation, molecular function: zinc ion binding; ubiquitin-protein transferase activity. The coding region runs from base 816 to 2054 and encodes 412 amino acids. The transcript has 9 exons. Gene Ontology annotation, biological process: protein ubiquitination.
AGCCCCCCCGCCCCGGUCUCCCCACCUCGGUUCUCCUAAUCGGCUCUCCCCUCUUCUGGGUAGCCUUUUGGCUGCAGAGGCAAAGCACAAGCCCCGUGCCCGGUUCCACCUGCAACCCCUCCCCUCCCCCCAGCUGCUCUUUUCAAAGCAACUCUGGUGCUUCUGGGGUUAAUUGCCCCAGUUUUCUGCCCAGGAGAAUUAAAAUUUCUCCCAACCUUCUCUCCUCGCUCAACCUGACCCCCCAUCUCCUACUACAUGAGAAAAACGAUCUUUUCUCUCACACGCAUUCCAUCCUCAAUUCUUCACUGAGCUAGUUUUCUCUAAGCCCAGCUCAGUCCACCCCAAAUUUGAUUUAUAAUCGUCCCCGCCCUUUUAUAUAAAAGAGAUUCUCCACGGCCUAGAAUUUGAGAAGAACCCCAUAAUCCUUUCCUGGGGGAGCUUUUCAACCAUUAGACAGUGACUGUUCAGGCUCCAGUGGACGGUCCGCAGCACUUCUUCUGUCCCCCUGCUCCUACCAGUGUCCCCAGGGCAAAGGCAGACAAGGGACACCCUGGGCAAAGUCUCAGGUCGGGGUGGGGGUCCAGGACAAGAAAAGCUGUUUUGCUGUGGGGCUUUCCAGGUAGAGAUCAGAAUCAGUGACUCGGUCCUCGGGCCUGGGAGCAAUUUAUUUGCCACCGGAGGGGUUAUCGGAAGAGCCAGUGAAUAGCAGCCUACCACCCCAUAACACAGAUACACUGUGGACCCCCAAACCCAGCCUGUCUCCUUCUUCAAAGACUCCAGCUGCCCCUCCCGGGCUCUCUGCUUCCCCCGGGCACAUGCUGACGCCCCUGUGUGGGCUGCUCUGGUGGUGGUGGUGCUGCUGCGGCUGGUACUGCUGUGGACUGUGCGCCCCGGCCCCCCAGAUGUGGCACCACCAGGGUCUUCUCAAGUGCCGCUGCCGCAUGCUCUUCAAUGACCUGAAGGUUUUCUUACUGCGGCGCCCUCCUCCAGCGCCCCUGCCCAUGCACGGCGACCCCCAGCCCCCCGGUUUGGCGGCCAACAACAACACCCUUCCGGCUCUGGGUGCCGGGGGGUGGGCCGGCUGGAGGGGCCCUCGAGAAGUUGUGGGCAGGGAGACCCCUCCUGGGCCGCCUCCACCCCCUUUGCCGCCUUCUUCUGCGGAAGAUGACUGGGGUGGCCCAGCCACCGAGCCACCUGCCUCGCUGCUCAGCAGUGCCUCCUCAGAUGACUUCUGCAAGGAGAAGGCGGAGGACCGCUAUUCGCUGGGCAGCAGCCUGGACAGUGGUAUGAGGACCCCACUCUGCCGCAUCUGCUUCCAGGGACCAGAACAGGUGAGUUUCCUUUUUCCCUUCUCCUGCUUCCUGGAGGGGUGUGAAAGGUGCAGCCACCAACCUUGCUGUGUGAAAUGGAUCCAGGAGAGGGGAAGGUGGGGGUGUGAGCUGUGCUACUACAAGUACCACGUCAUCGCCAUCAGCACGAAGAAUCCUCUGCAGUGGCAGGCCAUCUCUCUGACGGUCAUUGAGAAGGUGCAGAUAGCAGCCGCCAUCUUGGGUUCCCUCUUCCUCGUCGCCAGCAUCUCUUGGCUCAUCUGGUCGACCUUCAGUCCCUCAGCAAAAUGGCAGCGCCAAGACCUUCUCUUCCAGAUCUGCUACGGGAUGUAUGGCUUCAUGGACGUGGUGUGCAUAGGUCUCAUCAUCCACGAGGGACCCUCUGUGUACCGCAUCUUUAAACGGUGGCAGGCCGUCAACCAGCAGUGGAAAGUGCUGAACUAUGACAAGACAAAAGACCUGGAGGAGCAAAAAGCAGGAGGCAGGACCAACCCUCGGACCUCCUCAGCCACCCAGGCCAAUAUCCCCUCGGAGGAGGAGGAGGCAGCGGGCACCCCUGCCCCUGAGCAGGGCUCUGCCCGGUCUGCCAGUCACCCCUCAGGCCCUCUGUCCCAUCACCACUGUGCUUACACCAUCCUGCACAUCCUGAGUCACUUGAGACCUCAUGAACAGCGGAGCACCCCGGGCGGCAGCCGAGAGCUUGUCAUGAGAGUCACGACAGUGUGAAAAGAAGCUACCUGGGAGGAAGGCAGUGGCCGUGGCCGUGGCCGUGGCCGAAGGGGCCGGGGAGCGGGGGUGGGGAGGCAUGGCGGCACCCACAGGCCGGCGCAGGGAGCAGGCAGAUGGUGGGGGGCCUGGAGGGAGCCCUGGGGCCGGGUCAGAGCGGGAGUGAGGCUGGCACCAGGUGCGACUUUGCGAUUUCCAGCCAGUGUCAUUCUGCAUGACAACGGCCACAAAAACCAACACAGAGUCAGGC